UUUGGAUGCAUCUUUUUUUUUCUUUCUUUCUCUUGAACAGUUAAAAAGUACACGCUUGUUUUUUUGUUUUUUUUUUGCAUGGGAAUGUGUAAACUGUGGGCGUAAUCAAAUACCGUCUGGAUGCCCGGACCGUCCGCGGAGUAGGAAAUUAAGGGAUGACACAAACGCCUUUCUCGGGGUUUCCUUUAAACAUGUAAUGAGCAACUUGGAAAUAACUGCAGUUUGGAUUUCAAUCGCAUUUUCACCGUUGGUCAAAUAAGUGGUGCUCUUAUUUUGGCCGGGAGAUACAUACCAGCGACAGGGGGAUACAUACAAUUUGGCGUUAAAAGCCUACUCGUAACGCGGCCCAAAAAUGAUGAACACAGGUCCCAGCAUUGUGUACGAGUGGCUGAAGACCCUGCAGCUGUGUCAGUACGUGGAGUCGUUCGUUGACAACGGCUAUGACGACUUGGAAGUUUGUAAGCAAAUCGGGGACCCCGACCUGGACGCCAUCGGCGUCUACACUCCCCACCACCGGCAGAGGAUACACGACGCGGUGCGCCGGCUGAAGGAGGAGGACAAAGAGACGGCGACGGGGCUCUACUUCACCCUGGAGCCGAUGCCCCCGUCCUCCCAGAUCUACACCAGCCACAUGGUGGAGCAGUACGAGACCAAGCUGCGAGGGUCCAAGUCGUGGACGGAGCAGAACGUCGACCGCGUCGGAGUGAAACAGGGCUACCUGGGCGCGAACCGGAACCUGACGCUGGGUAACUGCAGGGAGCUGGUGAUGUAUCCCAAGCUGAAGCUGAAGAUCAUGAUCAGGGAUAAACUCAUUCGAGACGGGAUUAACCUCAGCAAGCCGCCGUACUCCAACAAGGUCACGUGUUGGAGCCGGCGAUGUAUUUCGGGCCUCUGUCUCGAGGAAGAGGAGGGAUUGGCACAUUCUGAGGAAGAUGAGGAAGAGGCGGAUGAGGAGCAUGAGGAGGAAGAGGAGGAUAAGGAGGAGGGAUUGGCACAUUCUGAGGAAGAUGAGGAAGAGUAG
Conger conger (European conger) is the source of this 1021-nucleotide messenger RNA. RefSeq names its product sterile alpha motif domain-containing protein 5-like. The coding region runs from base 353 to 1021 and encodes 222 amino acids. The transcript has 3 exons. NCBI's taxonomy places the organism in Eukaryota, Metazoa, Chordata, Actinopteri, Anguilliformes, Congridae. The record is from RefSeq and is a predicted model, not a curated record. Gene Ontology annotation, molecular function: protein binding.